GUCCAGAGCUUUAUGCGGGGCUGGUUAUGUAGAAGAAAAUGGAAGACUAUUGUCCAAGAUUAUAUUUGUUCUCCCCAUGCAGAAAGCAUGAGAAAAAGGAAUCAGAUAGUUUUUAACAUGGUGGAGGCUGAAUCUGAAUAUGUGCAUCAACUUUAUGUUCUCGUGAACUGUUUUCUGCGGCCCUUAAGGAUGGCUGCAAGUUCAAAGAAGCCACCUAUCAGUCAUGAUGAUGUUAGUAGUAUUUUCCUCAACAGUGAAACAAUCAUGUUUCUUCAUGAGAUAUUUCACCAAGGCUUAAAAGCAAGAAUAGCUAAUUGGCCUACCUUAAUCCUAGCUGACUUAUUUGACAUUCUGCUGCCAAUGCUGAACAUAUAUCAAGAAUUUGUUCGGAAUCAUCAAUAUAGUCUACAAGUACUGGCAAACUGUAAGCAAAACAGAGAUUUUGACAAACUCUUGAAGCAAUAUGAAGCCAACCCAGCAUGUGAGGGGCGAAUGCUGGAAACUUUCCUUACUUACCCCAUGUUUCAGAUUCCUAGAUAUAUUAUAACACUUCAUGAACUUCUGGCUCACACGCCACAUGAACAUGUUGAGCGAAAAAGCCUUGAAUUUGCUAAGUCUAAACUGGAAGAACUUUCCAGGGUGAUGCAUGAUGAAGUGAGUGACACAGAAAACAUCCGGAAGAAUCUAGCCAUAGAGAGAACGAUAGUAGAAGGCUGUGAUAUAUUACUAGAUACCAGCCAAACAUUUAUACGCCAAGGUUCCCUUAUUCAAGUCCCUUCAGUUGAGAGGGGAAAGCUUAGUAAAGUUCGUCUGGGAUCAUUAUCUUUGAAGAAAGAAGGAGAAAGGCAGUGCUUCUUAUUUACAAAACAUUUUUUAAUUUGUACAAGAAGUUCAGGAGGAAAACUGCAUCUUCUCAAGACAGGAGGUGUUUUGUCUUUAAUAGAGUGCACACUGAUCGAGGAGACAGAUGCAAGUGAUGAUGAUUCAAAAGGUUCUGGACAAGUAUUUGGACACCUUGAUUUCAAGCUUGUAGUUGAACCUACAGAUGCUCCUCCUUUUACUGUUGUCCUUUUAGCCCCAUCACGACAGGAGAAAGCUGCAUGGACAAGUGAUAUAAGUCAGUGCAUUGAUAACAUACGGUGCAAUGGUUUGAUGACAAUAGUGUUUGAAGAAAACUCUAAAGUCACAGUGCCACAUAUGAUCAAAUCCGAUGCUCGUCUUCAUAGAGAUGACAUCGAUAUCUGCUUCAGCAAAACACUGAAUUCCUGCAAAGUACCACAGAUCCGUUAUGCAAGCGUCGAACGUCUUUUGGAGCGGCUAACGGACUUGCGAUUUCUAAGUAUUGAUUUCUUGAAUACUUUCCUACAUACUUACCGCAUAUUUACUACUGCAGCUGUUGUACUGGAAAAACUUUCAGACAUAUACAGACGACCGUUCACAUCCAUUCCUGUCAGGUCUUUGGAGUUAUUCUUUGCUACAAGUCAAAACAACAGAGGAGAGUACCUGGCUGAUGGGAAGUCACCACAUCUCUGUCGCAAAUUUUCUUCUCCUCCUCCACUGUCACUGUCCAGAACUUCCUCACCCGUCAGAACCCGAAAACUGUCGUUGACCUCACCUCUGAAUUCAAGGAUCGGUGCCCUUGACCUCUCAGCUUCAUCUGUGGCAAGCAGUCCUACCUCGACUUAUAGCCCGGCCACCUCUCCACCACCAACAGGUAGCAAAGUACCGCUGGACCUUAGCAAAGGGCCCUCCUCUCCUGAGCAAAGCCCUGGCUCCAUAGAGGACAGCUUGGAGAACCCUCGUGUUGACCUCUGUUACAAGCUGAGGAGAAGCAUUAGAAGAGCAGCAGUUCUAGAAUCUGUGUCAGUGGACUGGACAAUUCCUGAAAGCACCUCAACAGUGGAUACCACAGAGCUUUCCCCAUGUAGAUCCCCUUCGACACCACGUCACCUUCGCUAUCGUCAACCAGGAGUACAAACUGCUGACAACAGCCACUGUUCAGUUUCUCCUGCUUCUGCUUUUGCUAUUGCUACAGCUGCAGCAGGUCACGGGAGUCCACCAG
This is a messenger RNA of Mesitornis unicolor (brown roatelo), 2062 nucleotides long. It is a transcript of the gene RASGRF2, whose product is annotated as Ras protein-specific guanine nucleotide-releasing factor 2. The annotation marks the transcript as partial. The transcript has 13 exons. The record is from RefSeq and is a predicted model, not a curated record. Gene Ontology annotation, molecular function: protein binding; guanyl-nucleotide exchange factor activity. Lineage: Eukaryota; Metazoa; Chordata; Aves; Mesitornithiformes; Mesitornithidae.